This is a messenger RNA of Sinocyclocheilus anshuiensis, 1266 nucleotides long. RefSeq names its product gastrula zinc finger protein XlCGF8.2DB-like. NCBI's taxonomy places the organism in Eukaryota, Metazoa, Chordata, Actinopteri, Cypriniformes, Cyprinidae. The coding region runs from base 171 to 971 and encodes 266 amino acids. Gene Ontology annotation, biological process: regulation of transcription by RNA polymerase II. Gene Ontology annotation, molecular function: RNA polymerase II cis-regulatory region sequence-specific DNA binding; DNA-binding transcription factor activity, RNA polymerase II-specific. The transcript has a single exon. The record is from RefSeq and is a predicted model, not a curated record.
UGGCACUGAAAGAGGAGAGUCAAGAACUGAAUGAAACAGAAGAGAAAGAUCAAAAUGAGAAACAUCAUGGUUUCAAAACUGAAGAAAAAUCGAUUAGUUGCUCACAGAAUGAAAAUACUGCCUCACCAAAAAAAGCUCAAAAAACACAAACUACAAACCUUAAUUCCUACAUGAGAAUCCAUACAGGAGAGAGCUCUUUCACCUGCCAACAGUGUGGACAAACUUUCAAUCAAAAAGAAAGCCUUGAAGUCCACAUGAAAAUUCACAAUGAAAAGAAGCCAUUCAUAUGCUCUCAGUGUGGAAAGUGUAUUACACAGAAAAAAAACCUUAAUGCCCACAUGAGAACUCACACUGGAGAGAGACCUCACACCUGCAAACUGUGUGGGAAGAGUUUCACACGUAAUGGAAACCUUAAGACUCACAUGAGAAUUCACACUGGAGAGAAUCCAUUUGUAUGUGAUCAGUGUGGAAAGAGUUUUAAGCAGAAAAAACAACUUUAUACCCACAUUAGAAGUCACACUGGAGAGAAGCCAUUCACAUGUGAUCAGUGUGGAACGAGUUUCAGAUAUAAAGAAAACCUUAAUAAUCACAUGAGAAUUCAUUUAAGAGAAAACCGUUUUAAAUGUCAUCAGUGCGAAAGGAGUUUCACAGAGAGGAAACAUCUUAAGAAUCAUGUAAUAAUUCACAUCGGAGAAAAGCCUUUCAUGUGCCAUCACUGUGGGAAGAGUUGCUCAAGAAAAGGACACCUCAAGGUUCACAUCCGUGUUCACACUGGAGAGAAACCUUUCACCUGCCCUCAGUGUGGAAAGAGUUUCAGGUUUAAAGGAAACCUAAAGGCUCACAUUAGAAGUCACACCGGAGAGAAGCCAUUCACAUGUCUUCAGUGUGAAAUGAGUUUCCCAAAAAGCACAGACCUGAAACAUCAUUUGAAAACUCAUUCUGGAAAGAAAUUGCCAUUUUCCUCAGUGUGACAAAGGGUUUAGAAAAAGGAGCAAUUUCAACAAUCCAUUCUAAAAGACAAUUCAAUUUUGUUGGCCAGAUAAAAUGACAGAUAAAGAAAAACGUAAAUAAGAAUUUUUCAGUGCACCAAAACACAAAGUACUAAAAGUCUCCAUAUUAAGGCAAAACAUCUCUCCGCCAAACAAAACUGAACAAAAUUACUUUUUUCCAUUGGUUGUAGGUGUUUAUUUUAGCUUAUUGUUUAGUCAAGUUGAUUUCAAUUUAAUGUUGUAAUAUCUGGAUGAGAUUACUGAUUGUGGAGCCCUU